CAGGAGGAACCCGCCGGAGAGGAGCCCCGAGCCCCCAACGUCGCAGCCGCCGCAGCCCGUGCGCCCCGCGCCCCCGCGCGCCAUGGCCAAAGAAGGCGUGGAGAAAGCGGAAGAGACGGAGCAAAUGAUUGAGAAGGAGGCAGGCAAGGAGCCGGCGGAGGGCGGCGGCGGCUCGCACCGACUCGGGGACGCCCAGGAGAUGCGCGCGGUGGUGCUGGCCGGCUUCGGGGGGCUCAACAAGCUGCGGGUCACCAGGAAGGCCAUGCCCGAGCCGCAGGACGGCGAGCUCAAGAUCCGCGUCAAAGCCUGUGGUUUAAACUUCAUUGACUUGAUGGUGCGACAAGGGAAUAUCGACAACCCUCCCAAGACUCCCCUGGUACCAGGUUUUGAAUGUUCUGGGAUUGUUGAAGCUCUGGGGGACAGCGUGAAAGGAUAUGAGAUUGGGGACCGUGUCAUGGCAUUUGUCAAUUACAAUGCCUGGGCAGAGGUGGUCUGCACGCCUGUAGAGUUUGUCUACAAGAUCCCAGAUGACAUGAGCUUCUCUGAAGCUGCUGCAUUCCCCAUGAACUUCGUCACAGCCUACAUGAUGCUCUUUGAAGUUGCCAACCUCAGAGAAGGGAUGUCUGUGCUCGUGCACUCGGCUGGUGGUGGUGUGGGCCAAGCUGUGGCUCAGCUCUGUUCCACUAUCCCUAGUGUGACUGUCUUUGGAACAGCUUCUACUUUCAAGCAUGAAGCUAUCAAAGACUCCGUGACCCACCUCUUUGACAGAAAUGCAGACUAUGUGCAAGAAGUGAAAAGAAUCUCUGCUGAAGGAGUGGACAUUGUUUUGGAUUGCCUCUGUGGGGACAACACUGGAAAAGGCCUCAGCCUUCUCAAACCACUGGGGACCUACAUUUUAUAUGGUUCAUCCAACAUGGUGACUGGGGAGACCAAGAGCUUUUUUAGCUUUGCAAAAUCAUGGUGGCAGGUUGAGAAGGUGAACCCCAUCAAGCUGUACGAAGAGAACAAAGUCAUCGCGGGAUUUUCCCUUUUAAAUCUGCUCUUCAAGCAGGGUCGUGCAGGGCUCAUUCGAGGAGUGGUGGACAAGCUCCUGGAGCUCUACAACCAGAAGAAGAUCAAGCCUGUUGUGGACUCCCUAUGGGCCCUGGAGGAGGUAAAGGAGGCCAUGCAGCGGAUUCACGACCGAGGGAACAUUGGCAAAUUAAUUCUGGAUGUAGAGAAGACCCCAACUCCACUGAUGGCCAAUGACAGCACAGAGACCAGUGAGGCAGGAGAAGAGGAGGAGGACCACGAGGGUGACAGCGAGAACAAGGAGCGGAUGCCCUUUAUCCAGUAACCCAGAACCCAGGCAGAAGAAUGAAGGAAGGUCAUUGGUAGAAGAGGAGCCAGCUGAGGAAGUUCUUCUGUGCCCCAGUGAACAAAUGCUGUAGUCCAGUGCGUGUUGUGUUUGUCUGCAGUCAGCUGAGCUAAAAAGCUGUUGAUCACUGUUGUUUUUUGAAAUUAAGUGCCAAUCCCAUUCCAUGCAGUAUUAUGUCCUUCCCCCGUCUGUGUAUUACACUCUUCCCUCUCCCCUGUUUCAAAACCAUCUAUAUUUGGGUCCUUGACAGUUCUAGAACAGCCUUGCAAAUUAAUACAAGCCCAUAGGCCCAGUGCCUAAGAGACUAGACAUGGCAAAGACAGAUUUGGAUUGAAAGGUGUUAUCACAGAGUACUAUCCAGAUCCUAGAAUUCUUUGGGCCAAUGAUACUUUUCGCUGCCAGCCACCCAUGCUUCUGAUAACACUUGCCAA
Molecule: messenger RNA, 1788 nt
Organism: Pteropus alecto (black flying fox)
Lineage: Eukaryota; Metazoa; Chordata; Mammalia; Chiroptera; Pteropodidae
Gene: VAT1L
Product: vesicle amine transport 1 like
Exons: 9
Coding region: 83-1336 (417 amino acids)
Molecular function (GO): zinc ion binding; oxidoreductase activity
Source: RefSeq, a predicted model, not a curated record